AUGACGUGGUUCCGCGCCCAUGGUGUGCGUGUGGACAAUACUGAUGCAUCAAUUGUGAUACCUAUCAAACAUGGAGCGGACUCGGUGAUUCUGCAAGGGUACCAAGAUAGUGAUCAAGUUGUCGAUGCUGAGGCCCACGUGGUGUUUGCUGUCAAUGUUGCACAAGUGUCCAAUGCAAAAGAAAAUGACAUGCAGGGUGUACAAGAUCCGCCUUUGGUGCCAAUGCGUUAUGAAGAGGAGGUUGAAAACAUUUCUGGAAUCGAUGACAAGCUGGAUACACAAGAUCUGCCGCCGGAGUUCAAGGAAUUAUUGCAACAAUAUGCGCAUUGCUUUGUUGAAAUCGGUGGUUUGGGUCGUGUGCAACAUGUCAUGCAUGAAAUCCCGCUCAAGGACAAGACACCAAUUCGAUCGAAACCUUAUCGCCUCACUUGGGAAGAAGAAAAGUACUUGCGGGAAGAAUUGGGAAACUUGCUGGAACUUGGUCUCAUCUCUCCAUCCGAUGGUCAAUGGACAUCACCCAUUUUCUUUGUCAAGAAGAAAGAUGGCAAGCUGCGAUUAGUGGUGGAUUACAGGAAGCUCAACUCCCAAACUGUCAAGGAUGCUUACCCAUUACCCAACAUUGAUGAUGUACUUGGAUCCAUGGGAGGUGCACGUUAUUUUUCAACAUUGGAUGCAGCAAGCGGUUACUGGCAAAUCCCGAUGUCCAAGGAUGCAGCUGAAAAAUCGGGAUUCGUUUGUCCAUAUGGUACCUUUACUUGGAAUGUGAUGAGCUUUGGUUUGACGUCCGCACCCUCCACCUUUCAAAGAGCAAUGAAUUACAUUUUGGCACCAUUCAUUGGUCGAUUUGUAUAUUGCUUCAUUGACGACAUCAUCAUUUUCUCUCGCAAUCUUCAAGACCAUUUGGAUCAUCUCAAGCAAGUAUUCGAAGCCUGUCAUCAAGCAAACCUAAGGCUAAAAAUGAGCAAGUGCAAGUUCGCUCAGGACCAAGUUGAAUACCUCGGGCAUAUUGUUUCAGAACGCGGUGUUUCGCCAUCUCCAAGAAAUGUCCAAAAGAUCCAAGACAUGCCCCCACCAAGAUCUGUCGGCGAUGUAAGAUCUUUCAUGGGCCUUACAGGGUACUAUCGAAGAUUCAUUCCCAAGUAUGCAGAUUUGAUGGCGCCUGUUUCAGAUCUGCUGAAGAAGAACAAGAUAUUUAAAUGGGAGGAACCACAGCAAGAAGCCUUCAAUCAAGUCAAGAUGUACCUUGUCCAUUAUCCCACCAUGGCGUUUCCCGAUCAAGAUCAAGUCCAAGUCCUCACCACCGAUGCUUCCCAUUUGAGAUUGGGUGCCGUGUUAUCUCAACACCCACAUGGAGAACCCGAGAAGGAGACUGUCAUCUCGUACGACUCAAGAAUCUUACGUGGCCCUGAGACAAGAUAUUCGGCGGUGCAUCAAGAAGCUUUGGCUGUUUGUUGGGCUGUCCACAAGUAUCGCCACUAUCUUGCUGGACGACACUUUAUCCUCAGGACCGACAAUGCAGCUGUUUCUUUCGUCAUCAACAACACGAAGCCAUCCAAGUUGCAACGUUGGGCCGCUUUUCUUCAAGAUUUUGACUUUGAAGUCCACCAUGUUCCUGGAAGAACCAAUCCUGCCGAUGCUCUCUCUCGAUUGGUGACACCCGAUACUCCAUCAAUGUAUCACAUUACGGUUGAUGCACCCGACGAAGUCCUUCGACACGUUCUUUUGGAUGAAGAAGCUGACUCCGAUUUGAUCAAGGAGGUGAUACCAGCAAGAAAUCAAUGUGCUUUACGGGACCUCGAGAUGUUGGCGGAUGUUGCGAUGCAUGUAAGUAAUCGGGAAAGGGGCACUAACGAGUGGUUUUGGGUUUCCGAAUUAAUGGAUCACGAUGAUGAAAUGGAUGGAAGCUUCUUACCAUAUUCUCCUUGUGAGGAUGAGUACGAAACAGCAAGUGAGAGCUCCAAUCCUGAUCUGAGUAUCCAAUGGAGGGACCUAGGCCGCUCAAGCACCCUUCCAGAUGACAAGAACCAAGAACCCACGCCAUAUGAUAUGCCGGGCCCCAAGCUUGAACACGUUGAUGAUGACUUCAUAACAAGGUUGGACCAUAUCUUUGAUGAAAAGAUAUAA
Molecule: messenger RNA, 2124 nt
Organism: Lichtheimia ornata
Lineage: Eukaryota; Fungi; Mucoromycota; Mucoromycetes; Mucorales; Lichtheimiaceae
Exons: 1
Coding region: 1-2124 (707 amino acids)
Source: RefSeq, a predicted model, not a curated record